AUGAAGCGCAUGACCUGGGCCCUGCAUUUGGCCAAACAACCCGUUCGGUGUUAUAGCAAAAAGAAAGGACCCGAUCCGCCCAAGUGUGAUUGCAAGAAGACCGGUGUAUGUAACUGCGGUCCCAACUGCAAAUGUCCCGACUGCCCUUGCAGGAAGAAACAAUUGAGACCGUGUCGCAAUGGACCCAGCCCGCCCACAGAUCGGGACCCACCUAACGGCUAUGCACCAGAAGGCGUAACGAAUCCGGCCUUUAAGUUACCAAAUUUCGUCAGCCCCGCAGUUAUUCGACCACUUAAAGAGUCUGAGGUACUGGGACCCCAUGCAGGAAAAUGUGAUACGUAUAAGAAUCCUGAAUUCUUUAGCUAUCACCGCUUUUCCUAUCUUGAGCUGAAGGAGUUGACCAAUAAGCUUCGGGCAUGCUCCGCGUCCCCUGCCAAGAGCGGCAAAAUGUCGCUACGCCAAUGUACAAUCUGUGUAAUGAAGCAACUCAAUAGUCCGUUUGUGCGAUCCAAUCUAAUAAACAGAAUAGGAUUGCCAGCUACAUCAUUCGCAUCUCUGCAUGCACGAAUGUUCAGUGAUGACAAAGAAAUCAAAAAGUGUAUGGAAAAAGCAGCUCAAAAGAAGAAAUGCAAAGAAGAGGCUCUAAAGAAAAAGUGCAAGGAAGCGGCGCAAAAGAAAAAAUGUGCGGAAGAAGCGCAAAAGAAAAAGUGUCAGGAAGAGGCUCUAAAGAAAAAGUGCAAGGAAGAGGCUUUGAAGAAAAAGUGCGCCGAAGCGGCUCAAAAGAAAAAGUGCGAAGAGGCGGCUAAAAAGAACAAGUGCGGAGGAGCGUCUAAAAAGAAAUAA
This is a messenger RNA of Scaptodrosophila lebanonensis, 843 nucleotides long. Its product is annotated as axoneme-associated protein mst101(3). Bases 1 to 843 code for a protein of 280 amino acids. Gene Ontology annotation, molecular function: metal ion binding. The transcript is spliced from 2 exons. Gene Ontology annotation, cellular component: mitochondrion. The record is from RefSeq and is a predicted model, not a curated record. Lineage: Eukaryota; Metazoa; Arthropoda; Insecta; Diptera; Drosophilidae.